AUGGUGACGAUGGUUCAGAAUAUGACGACUUUUACGGUAAGAAAUGGUAAAGACAUCUGCUUUUGGAAGGAUCGUUGGCUAGACAGGGGAAAAUUGCAGGACUUGUUUCCAGUAAUUUACAAGGCGGUGAAGGCUAAGGACGCAACAAUUUUUGACAUGAUAGCAAAUGAAGUCUGGGUUUGGGAUUUUAAGAGACCAUUAAAUUCAAAUGAGCAAUUAGAAUGGGACCUACUGAGGAGUGACUUAAAUCAGGUUCCCGAGCUUGUAGAAGAGGACGAUAAAAUGGAGAUUAUGGGGAACUUCAAUGUUUCAAGAUGUUAUGAAAGACUUUCAGGCAACCUUGAAGAGUGCGGCUUCGAUGAGUCCCUUUGGAAAGGUAACAUUCCAAACAAGGGAUAUGUUACGACAUCGGGGUGUAAAUAUUGA
Messenger RNA from Papaver somniferum (opium poppy), 426 nucleotides. RefSeq lists its product as uncharacterized. The coding region runs from base 1 to 426 and encodes 141 amino acids. The record is from RefSeq and is a predicted model, not a curated record. The transcript is spliced from 2 exons. NCBI's taxonomy places the organism in Eukaryota, Viridiplantae, Streptophyta, Magnoliopsida, Ranunculales, Papaveraceae.